AUGAUAACUAACAUACAAGGUAUACCAGAAAAACAGACUUACAAAGAAAGCCAGUUAAAUGUUAGAUCAAAACGGAAGAGUUCUACUAAAGGUCAAAACAGUUCUAAGAUUAACACAAAAGCUGUUAAAAUUAGCAAGACAGACGAAAAGUGUAGGCCUGUUGAAGCUAAUAACAAGAAGGCAGUUGAAAUAGAAACUUCAUCAGUCAACUGUUGUGUCACUACAACAGUUUCACCCUCUCAAAAUGGUCCUUCCUCUGUCAGUCCACCACAAUGUUUAGCAUCCACUGUUUUAACCAAUAGCAGCUCAGUGACUAAAGAAAAUGUUGUUUUGAAGACAGUAUCUACAACACAGUCAUAUGCAGCUAAUCCUACCCAGAGAAUAGUAAUUCCCCAGGCUACAAUUCUGCAGAAUCCCAUAAAGAAUCAGCAAGCAUUGAUACAAGGAAUUCAAAAACAAUCACUAAACAGUGGUCAGUUGAAUCGAACAGAGAAGUUUAUUCUGCCCUCUGGAUUUGUAAAGGAUGAAUCUACCAACCAGAUGUUUCACACUUACCGCUUCAAUGGGCACACAUUUGCCAUGAUUGACAAUAAACUGUACCAGAUCCAUUUAAAAAGCUCAGAUGGCAAAACAAAAACAGUGAUUGGUGCAAUGAUACCUACAACAGCUUCUGCAAGUACUGCCAAUGCUAGGCCAGGGAUGGUAAAUGCUGAGAUAACGAAAAAUUCAUCUGCAGUUUUCAGUUCAACUACUGCUUACUCUACCAUUUCAUCUGUAGGGUCCGUCUCUUCAAACACAACUGUAGGGACAGCUGCAAAGGUAUUACAGAAACCUGUUACAUACAGAUUUCCAGUGAAUAUUCUCCCUUCUUCAAAACCAAAUCAGUCCUUGAGUCUGCUGCUAAUUUCUACAAGUCCUAGUAGUGCUGCCACACAGAGUACACAGAUGGAAAUAACUAUGUCAGAGCCCAGUUACAACAGACUUUGGGACAGAAAAGUGACAAGUCCAGGAUUUGUCUCUGGUUUAGGAACAAACAUGGUAAAAUUGCCAGUUACAUUCACACAUACAGCAGGAUUCCAGGUUGGAAACUCUACAAGUAUCCCUCUUGCUGUAGGAUCAUUGUCAGUUACACAGCCUGUUGUUCAAAGAAACUUGCCAAAAAGUCCAGUUAGGAACCACCAAGUUAAUACAUGUGGUCAGUUAACAAAUUAUAGAGCCAUUAGUCCUAGGACAGCUAAAAGUCUUCUGACUAACAAGACUUACGUUAUUACUAACACUUCACCGGUACAUAGUGCAAAAGUAAAUGUGCAAAGUCCAACAAGCAUUGAAUAUUGUGGCUCUGUUGUUCUUAGCUCUGCUUCAAAUAAGAAACUGUCAGAUACACAGAUACAACAGAAUUUUCGUAUUGUGGAGAGACAAGUGAAUGUACUGAAUUCUAAAUCUGAAGGGGAAAGUGCACUUGUUUCUGUUCCCAGUACUGUAGCUUCUCAUGAGCUUGGGAAUUCAGGUCCAAGUUUGAAAGUACAUGCUAUAAUUGCAUCAAACAAUGAGAUAAAACAAGGGAAAACAAUACAUCUUGAAAGUGAUACCAUAGCUGAAAAACCUGGUAAUGAAAUCUCACAUCAUAAUGUUUCCGUACGUGAUAGUUCAAGAUAUGCUCUUCGACCAAAGUCACCAGCCAAAAUUUGCAGCUCAAUGGAUAGCUUUAUCUACACCGCAAAAAGGAAAAGGAAAGGGACACCACUUAAGAAGGCUCAAAUAGAACAUUCAUCAAUGCAACCUCAGCUACAGAAAACAGGUGAUAGCCUUAGCUUAGUAAAGACCAGCGAAUAUCUGGAGGAGAAAAGUCAGGAUCAUACAGCUUUAGCAGAUAAUAGUAAAACAUUUCACGAAAAGAUCACAGAACCUGUCCCAUUCCUUGAUUAUCCUGCGAGAAUAGUUUCGACAGGUAAGUCUGGAUGUAGUAAGAAAUUGAGUGAGAUAGUGGCAUCCCCUAAAGAUAAGGUGAAAAGUGGACAGAAUUCUGACACAAGCCUAGGUGAAGAGAAAAUUGCUGAAAUGAUCAGUUUUGCAAACAUGCUUGAAAAGAUUAACGAAAAAGGCGCUGUUAAUAAACAGCCAAAGAGAAAAAAAUUAUUCAAAAGGAGACGAACUGAUGAUGUAAAGGUUCAAGAAAAGGACAGUCAUGACAUUUCAAGUACAGACAGUGAGCAUGGAACUGAUAAAAUUGUUGACAUUGUAGAAAAUGUUAAACAACAAGAUACUGCAAUAGAUAUUGUUACUUUGAACCAAGAUGAGGAGGAGAAACCUGAAAAUAAAUCAGAUUUUAUUGAAGGCGGUGAAGAACAACCAGCAACUUCUGUAUCGAUGAACAAAGACAUUGAACAGCAUAAAGACAAGAAUAUGUUUAAUGAACUUGAACUGUUAGUAUCCAAGCAAAACUCACUCUCUGAAAGUUGUAAUGAGUCAAAUGAUUCUUAUGAUAGUUCAGAUUUAGAGACUUAUGAAAAAUUUGUUUCAAAUAGAAAAGCUACAUCAGAUAUCAUGAAACCAAAAAGCCAGCUAAUCGAAAGUUACUACACAAGUCAAGGUAUGAAAGAGAUGAAAAGAUGUAACCUGGAACCAAAACAUUCAUUUCCAGUAGCAGGCACAUAUGUCACUUCAGAAAAUAGUCCUAAGAUAGCAGAAUUGGAAAGUGUUACUUCAGAAAGUAGUCUGAAGACAACAGCAGGUGAAGCUGGAAAAUUAAACACACAGUCUAAGAAAACUCUGCCAGAAACUGCCAGUCUGAACUCAGAAAAUAGUACCUUGACACCCAAAAUUAGAUCAGGUCUAGGUCCAGUAAAAGUGAAAUGUUCUUCAGAGAGUGACAUACUGCUACAAAGUAAACCAGAAGUUACACAAACUUCGAGUUUGACACAGGCUAACCAAAAGUCGUUCACUGUGGGAGGUAAACAAGUGAAGAGACUCAUCAAAACAAAAUUCAUUAUACUGAAAGGUGAUAUAUGUGACCGAUGGUUUGACAUCAAAAGGAAGACUGGCUUUGGUGAGAUGUCCGACCCUAAAUUCAUCCAUUAUCUCCUACGGUCGGAAGAAGAGAGGCAGACAAAGAUGACCCAAAUAAAUGAAGCACAGGUUCAGACAGACAACUGUGACAGUCUGAUCAGUGGUCAAUUGCAGUCAGAUAAUACAGAAAUCGAACCUACAAGGGAGAUAAACUGUAGUGCUGCUGUGGAAGUUCUUGCUGUGGAUUCUGGUUCUGGAUAUGGUGCUGUGGACUUGAACAAUAACAGUAAUGCCAACUGUUGUACUGUUGACAAGAUAGCUGUCUCAGACAUGGAGGAUUUAGAAGCCACUAUAGUAAAUGUUACAGACACACCACAAAGCAGUCCCAGGCUGUCACUGGCUUCCACUCCAGAAAUUAUUUUUCAGACAUGUCCACAGGAUACUGAAUUCCUCCAAAAUGACCAGUUUUCAGAAACAACUAGAUCAAUUGCAGCAAGUCAAAAGAAACUUGGUGAUGAAAGAACAGACAUCCCUCCUAGCAUGGUGGCUUCACAAAAGGCUCCUGUAAUGCCUGACCAUUCUCGGAAGAGAUUUGCUAAAGAGACAGAUGUUACUGAUGCUCCAGUAGCCAAGAAAAAGUUCACUUUCCUUUCCAGUACCACACAGAGACAAAUGCAGUGGGCUGUAUCCUUGUUUAGAGAGUGGUUGAGAGAGAAGGGUGAAGAGGACAUACAGUUUGAAUGUAGAGAUUCAGCUUGGUUAGAUGACAAACUAGCCAAGUUCUAUACAGAUGCUCUAUCACAUGAAGGAACACCAUAUUCUGUAAUUAUCUUGCAAACAUUCCGAAGAUCCCUGUCUCUGUACUUGGCUUCAAACAGCAGUAGUCAGAAUGUCCGCAUUAGCAUCUCUCAGGAUCCUGAGUACGCUACAUCCAAUGAAGUUCUAACAGAUCUUAUAUUUUCUGAAACUCGGCAGAAUACUGUAACUGUGAGUACAGUGACAGAUAAUGUGACUUAUCCAAUAACUGAGGAGGAUAUGGAGAAAUUGUAUUCUACAAGGACUUUAUCAGAUGAUGACCCUACCUGUUUAAUGUGGAAGGUAUGGUUCGAUAUCACCUUCCACCUAUGUAAAGGGAAACUACCAAGAAAUUUCUGGCGUUCAUUGACUAAACGUAGCCUAGUUCUAGAAAGUGAUGUAAAUGGCGUAUUCUAUUCCUUUGCUGAUUAUGUGUAUAGCCCACCAGAUGAAGAACCAGGCAGAAUGUAUGCAACUCCGAAUGAACCUGAAAAGUGUCCAGUUAGAUCUAUGUCAUUUUAUCUGUCUAAACUGUGUGCGAAUUGUGAAGCAUUAUUCCAGUGUUCCAAAAGGUCCUGGCAUAAACUACAGGAUAGAUGGUAUUUACCAGUUCCAGUGAGCAGGGAAAAGUUAGAUAAGGUUAUGUCUAAAGUAUCUGAACAUGCACAGCUGUCCAGGACGUAUGAUGCAUCCAGUGUUAUACUCACUGCCAAGCUGAGGAGCAUUAAGAAAGAGUGAAAGUCCAAGUGUUUGAAAAUGUAGCCAUAUACUUAAUGUUUAAUAUGAAGUCAAACAGAUCAGGGAGUUUUUCUAUAGUUAGGUAUUUACUAGAUAAAAAUGUUCUACAAAUGUGACUACAGCCACAGCAUGAGGAAGAACAUUUGAUAAAGCCAUGAAUAUACAAAUUAACAUCUGGUUUACAAUUAUUGUAUACUAAUUGAGGGUUUACAAAUUUCUGUUUCUUAAAACAAGCAAUAGAGACUUGUUUGAAGAACAAUUAACAGUACCUAUGAAUAUUCCUUGAGGUGCGACAUGUUAUUUCAAAAGAAGUAUUUCAAAAAGUUUUUUUUUUUUAUUCAGUCCACAAAGAUUUUGUGGAAAACAUUUGUUCUCAUUUACCUUGUGCAGGAAGAUGAUUGGACCUGUCUUGCAUUUUCAUAUAUUUCUUUGAUAUUUUUAAUAAACUCUGGGAAUGAUGACCCUCUGUAGCAGGAUUUUCUCAUGAUAUCUUGACUGAGGGAGGAAAUCUUAUCCAUAGAUUUACAUGUGUCUUUAAAAAAGACUUGCUUGAAUUCCAUAAUGUUCAAUUUUUAAGGCUUACACCUGAAAUUGAUACUAUAAUUGGGCCAAGACCUUGGCCAGUCUUUGCUCAUUUUGGAAGCUGUAGGAGUGUCUAGUGUUUAUUAAGUCCAAGUUUAAGUUAAUAUUUCAUUUGUAGUUUUAGACCUAAAAGUACCUUGUGAGAUAUUGGAGUUUUUUUACCUUCUUUUUUGCUUGUAUAAAUGACAGAAAUAGUUCUUUCUUUCUGUUAGAAGAGAAAAAACUUUUCUAGGCUAAGAGGUGUAUACAUAUUGUAAUUUAGAUUUAUUUCAAGAAAUCUAAUAUUUUUAUUAUAGCCUAAUGUAGUUUAAAUCAUUAGUACUAUUUUUCUGAUCUGAGGGUAUUUAUUUUUUAGUGUUUUCUUUUUUUAUAUAUAAAAUAAACAAUAUCAUUAGUGGUCUACAUUUAAAAAGAUCUAUUUGCAUUCAGCAUUGUGUUUUAUUGUGAAAAUUGGAAACUUUGUCUCUGCUUACUGUGAUUUUUAAUGCAUGACCUGGUCUAUUUGAUAAUUGUCUCAUAUUUCGUUAAUUUUACACCACUUUUGUUGUCUGGUAAGGUCACAUUGCCAGCUAAUUAGUACGACAUAUUUUUUGUCUACACUUCUGGCUUUGUGAGUUUAUCAUUGCCUAUUAUUUGAUUUCUUUUAAUGUCACACCACAGGUUAAGAUAUGAAUAUCAGAUAUUUGUAGUGCACCUAUGCUAAGUAUUGCGAAGUUGUCAUAUUUAAGUUCUUUAUUUAUUGUUUCCAUCCUUAUCAGUUGAAAUUUCUGAAUGCUUUAUAUAGAUUUGCCCUUGUCCGUCCGUCCUUCCUAGAAUGUUGUGUCGAGCGUAGCUCCAAAAGUAUUUGAUGUAGAGUCACAAAACUUUACAGGAAUGUUGGUCAGCAUGUGUAGUUAUGCACCUGGGGUUUCACGUCCGGAUUCAUUCAGUCAUGUAGGAGUUAUGGCCCCUGACUUUGUAAAAAUUGGUCAUUUUAAUGUUGUGUCGCGCUUAGCUCCAAAAGUAUUUGACCUAGAGUCACAAAACUAUACAGGAAUGUUGGUCAGCAUGUGUAGUUGUGCACCUGGGGUUUUGCGUCCGGAUUCAUUCAGUUGUGUAGUAGUUAUGGCCCCUGACUUAGUAAAAAAUUGGUCAUUUUAAUGUUGUGUCGCGCGUAGCUCAAUAAGUAUUUGACCUAGAGUCACCAAAGUUUACAGGAAUGUUGGUCAGCAAGUGCAGUUGUGCACCUGGGGUUUCGCGUCCGGAUUCAUUCAGUCGUGUAGGAGU
Mercenaria mercenaria is the source of this 6387-nucleotide messenger RNA. RefSeq lists its product as uncharacterized. The record is from RefSeq and is a predicted model, not a curated record. The transcript is spliced from 8 exons. Lineage: Eukaryota; Metazoa; Mollusca; Bivalvia; Venerida; Veneridae. Bases 1 to 4539 code for a protein of 1512 amino acids.